CGUCAAAAUGUUGAUGCCAAAAAAGAAUCGUGUAGCAAUUUAUGAACACCUUUUUAAGGAAGGUGUCAUGGUUGCAAAAAAAGAUUAUCAUGCACCAAAACAUCCAGAAUUAGAAUGUAUUCCUAAUCUUCAAGUCAUUAAAGCUAUGCAGUCAUUAAAGUCUAAAGGAUUUGUCAAAGAACAAUUUGCCUGGAGACAUUUUUACUGGUAUUUGACAAAUGAAGGCAUUGAAUAUUUACGUGGAUAUUUGCAUCUACCUCCUGAAAUAGUACCUUCCACACUGAAGAGACAAACUAGAUCAGAAACAACAAGGCCAAGACCUGCAAUAGGUGCAAGAAGUGAAGCAUCUAGACCUACAGAAGACCGUGCUGGAUAUAGACGAGGUCCUGGUGGCCCAGCUGGUCCUGGCGAUAAAAAAGCUGAUGUCGGUGCUGGUACUGGAGAUGUUGAAUUCCGCGGAGGUUUCGGUCGUGGUAAACCACAAUAAUAUUUUAAUGUAAAAUAAAUAAACAUU
Eufriesea mexicana is the source of this 514-nucleotide messenger RNA. RefSeq names its product 40S ribosomal protein S10. The transcript has 3 exons. Gene Ontology annotation, molecular function: RNA binding; structural constituent of ribosome. Bases 8 to 487 code for a protein of 159 amino acids. NCBI's taxonomy places the organism in Eukaryota, Metazoa, Arthropoda, Insecta, Hymenoptera, Apidae. Gene Ontology annotation, cellular component: cytosolic small ribosomal subunit. The record is from RefSeq and is a predicted model, not a curated record.